AGAUUCUAUUCAUCCCGAGUCGGGCGGAGUCCAUGCGCGCGCCAGAGAAAGGACCCUUUAGACCGUCUAGCGGCUCGAGCUCUCCGUAACCGCCCUGAACACCAGGUUUAUUCACUCAUCGUUGUUUUUUUUUUAUUUUUUAAUCCUGCCUGAGAUGACGACGACGACUACUUUCCAAGGGAUGGACCCUGGCGCAAAAAAUAGCUCCAGGGUUCUCCGGCCACCCGGCGGAACCUCCAACAUUUGCUUCGGCACAGAUGAGGAAAGGCCGGCACGCAAGAACAGAAUGGCCUCCAACAUCUUCGCCGAGCCCGAUGACCCCCACGCCCAUCGGAGGAACAACCCGCCUGGUGGUGAAGCGACUGGAGUUCUGUGUGGCGAACACUCCGCCCCAUUGAGACGGUGCCACCAGCCACCAAUCUACCUGAACAACUCUGAACACCCAGGAAAACCCCUGGAGGAAAAUCACGAGCAAGUAAAUUAUGAUCAGUUAGAGGAAAGCGAAGCCCCUGAGGAAGAGCCUCAGCAGCAGCUGCAGCAGAAGGAUGAGGAGCAGAACCAGCCCUCUGGCGCCUCCUCUGGCCGAAGAAACCCUCCUGGUGGAAAAUCCAGCCUCAUUCUGGGCUGAGCGCGCUCACUGAACUCUCUCUCUCUCUCUCUCUCUCUCUGUCUCUCUUUUUUUAAAGAUUCACUCUCUCUUCACUCUCUCACUCUCCUCAUGUGAGCCAUGGGAUGAUUAUUUUUCCCUUUUUGUCCACUACCACAUGUCUGUAUUAUUGUUUUUCUAUCGCAAAAAAAAGAAGAAAAGAAAAAUGAAAGAAAGCUGGUUGGCAGAAGCACUUUAUGUAAAAGCUCCAUUUCAGCCCAUCAUGAAGAGCGCAGGCCGUGCAGGGGGAAGCAUGGAAGGCAAAGCAAGGAAAAGAUUUGUCGCGCUAAAUUUCUAAAUACAAAUAAAGAUUGAUAUGAAUUUCA
Clarias gariepinus (North African catfish) is the source of this 972-nucleotide messenger RNA. It is a transcript of the gene jpt1b, whose product is annotated as Jupiter microtubule associated homolog 1b. The transcript has 5 exons. NCBI's taxonomy places the organism in Eukaryota, Metazoa, Chordata, Actinopteri, Siluriformes, Clariidae. The record is from RefSeq and is a predicted model, not a curated record. The coding region runs from base 155 to 628 and encodes 157 amino acids. Gene Ontology annotation, cellular component: nucleus.